GCCAAACCUCUAAGACAUCUGAAAAUUUAGUCAAUAUCACGAGGUUGCAAGUGACGUGCAUCCGGGAUUCGUGGCUCUGGUUGGUCUUCCCCCGAGGGACGAAAUGCUCCGAAGGAACGCCAGGUACUUCCGCAUGCUGGUGCUCGCCGGGGCCGCCUUCUGCCUCCUCAUGUGGGCCAGAAAUAUACGGCAGCAGCCACUCAGCUUCCAAGUGCAGAGCCGAGGCGACGGAGGCGACGGAGGCGACGCUCGUGCCCCCAGCGUCAGCCCGGACGCAUCGGCGGAGACGAGGGACGGCAACGAGACGGCCGAGGCAGCGCUGCCGCCUCCCGCCGCCGAAGUGGAGUCAAGCUGCCACCAAACGAUCCUCUCAAGUCUUGACCAAUUUUACGAGUUCAUUCACAGAAUCGACAUCAAGUGCACAAACCUAAUGCAGAUGGCGGGGCCCACAGACAACACCCUGUUAGAAGGGCGCCGCGUGUGUGUUGACGCCGAGUACUUCACGAGGGACCAGUGCCUCGCCUACCUCUUCGGCAUCAGGGGAGACUGGACCUUUGCCGAGGAGCUGGAGAGGAAGCUCGGGUGCAAGGUCUUCGUCUUCGACCCUUCCAUCGAGCAGGACGCCAGGAACCGCUCCUCCGGCAUCGCCUCCUACAGGUUGAGUGUGUCUUCGGAUUACGGUUUCUCAGGGGACCCGCCUAAGAAGGACCAGCUCUUGCGAAUCAUGGAGAUGCUAGGUCACGGGGAAUCGAGCAUUGACCUCCUGUGGGUCGAUAUGCCGGCCGGGGAAGAACUGCUCCUGCUCGAUGAUCUGUUCUCCUCGUCCCGGCAGAUUAUCGGGAACUUUAAGCAGAUCGGGGUCGAUGUUCAUCCCAUGAGUGAGGGCCUGACCGAGAGGAUCCGCAAGUACUGGCACUAUUUCCAGCAGCUGACGUGCCACGGCCUCCGUCUGGUCACCCGGCAGCCCAACAUCGAGUACGAGAACCUCUUUAAAUGGAACAACAGAACGAGGUCCAAGAUCUACGAGCUGCUGUGGGCGAGAGAGAUUUAGAUUCUGGGGGACUUUUUUUUAUCUGUCUCUUUUCUUUUCUUUUUUCUUUGUGAGGAUUUUUUUCUUCUUCUCUUUCGUUUGUUUUUGUUUGUUUUUUGUUUGUGAGUGUUGGUGGUGUUUUAGUUUUGUUUUUGUUUUUUUCUUCGGUUUAAAUUUUUUUCAGGUUUCUGUGUUGUUUAUGUGUAGAAUGUUCCUCUAUGAUGGCCGUUGCAGCACUGUGGUCAAUAAACUGCCAGUUCUAAUCUGUUUGUUUC
Messenger RNA from Penaeus indicus, 1305 nucleotides. RefSeq lists its product as uncharacterized. The record is from RefSeq and is a predicted model, not a curated record. Lineage: Eukaryota; Metazoa; Arthropoda; Malacostraca; Decapoda; Penaeidae. Bases 104 to 1051 code for a protein of 315 amino acids. The transcript has 8 exons.